Messenger RNA from Sphaerodactylus townsendi, 554 nucleotides. It is a transcript of the gene SSX2IP, whose product is annotated as SSX family member 2 interacting protein. The record is from RefSeq and is a predicted model, not a curated record. Bases 51 to 554 code for a protein of 167 amino acids. The transcript is spliced from 5 exons. NCBI's taxonomy places the organism in Eukaryota, Metazoa, Chordata, Lepidosauria, Squamata, Sphaerodactylidae.
AGAAGUUACAGAACAUAGUUGCCAGUCGAGCUACGCAAUACAAUCAUGAUAUGAAGAGAAAGGAGAGAGAGUACAAUAGACUGAAAGAACGUUUUCACCAGCUGCUUAUGAACAAAAAGGAUAAAAAAAUUGCUAUGGAUGUUCUAAACUAUGUUGGGAGAGUUGAUGGCAAGCGAGGUGGAUGGAGAACUGGAAAAACAGAAGCUAGGAAUGAAGAGGACAUGUACAAAGCUCUCCUCAACGAAUAUGAACAGCGGCAGAAACAGCUUUUGGUUGAAAAUGCUGAGCUCAAAAAACUUCUUCAGCAGAUGAAGAAAGAGAUAAUCUCUCUCCUUCCACCACAGAAACAGAAACCUCGGGAGAGAGCAGAAGAUGGCAGUGGAACUGUAAAUGUCCUGUCGGAUGUGGAGGACGACUCCGGAGAAGUAAAUAAAGAGAAUGUGUGGGAGCUGUCUUGUGACACAGUUCGUGAACAGCUGGCUAAUAGCAUUCGAAAGCAGUGGAGAAUGCUGAAAAACCAUGUGGAAAAGCUGGACAAUCAAGGUAUCCUGUAA